AUGGGCCCAAUGCUUGAGGUGUGCUCGCCAGAAGCCGGUGGGAAACGCGACCCUCGCAGACUGACGAAGCUGUCGAUAGACUCGCCGGGCUUCAGCGAUCGCAACUUCCUGUGGCUAUUGUCUCUGAACUCAACCUUCGGCAUUCGCUUCCCACAAGCAAAGGCCAGCAAAACUACAGCAAACGCUGACUGUGACCAUCGUGCGUCAGCACCUGUGACCUCUCUGGCUUGGCAGCUCGUGGCACCGGGUGCUGCGGGCUCGCGGUUCUUUACCAUAGAUGAAUCCAACUUCGGGCUGCAGCUCGGUUCUCUGUGCUACCUGCCAGAGGGCCAUGACCCCGCGCUUCCCAGCCAGGGCAAGGUAGGAGAAGCCUUCAAAUGUACUCCUUGUCCCGAUGUCCGCCGCGACAUCGUCUGCAUUCCCUGCCACGGCUUUCCCGCUGACUGGCAUCUGGCUCGUGAACUGGGCAAGCAGCCGCUUGCGAAUGAGAUGGAGGCUGUAAGAAGGCUGCGUGACGUGGAUGCCGACCUGCUUCAAGUUCUCAGCAGCUCCGAUGAUGUUUCCUUGCCGCGCCGCAAGCGCUUAGAGAGAUUGGGGUCCCGGGGUCGGCGUCGGCGACUCCUUGAAUGUGCAGAGCAAGAGUACCAUCGGCGUCGGGAAGUGCAAGAAAGGGAGCUGAAGAGGCGCCAGGAUGCGGCAGUGGCCCAGCUGGUCGCCAGCGGCUUCCAUGUCACCGAUGUGCAGGAAGUGCUACCACAUUGCGACGGUAGUACCGUAAGAUGUGAGGCAGUGUUGAGGGUGGCAUUCGCAAAAUACCGUUCUUCUGCAGAGCAAGCUGCAGCCGAUGGCUUGGGCGACGUGAAUGCAGCAGAGGCACAUCGAGUGCUCUUUGGAAUCUCGCCCUGGCACUGCGCUUAUCAGAAGCGGCAUGUGGAUUUGGAGGUCAUUGGGUGCCAUGCUUGGCAGCGGCUGUUCAGGCUUGGUGGCUGUCCAGUGCUGGGUUUGCGAGCUUUGUCCUCUUCGGAGCCCUUGCUGGUGGCUGUUGGCCGCAUAGCAGCCGAGGAGGAGGCACGCUUUCGCCGAGACAGCAAUGAGCGCUUCGAUCUGUCGAUGGCGAAGAAGCAGGUCUGUUCCAAAGCAGAGCAGCCGCAGCCGGCGUUUUCCUGGGGCUGUUGCAUUGGGCCACGGCGGGCACUGCGCUACCUUUGUGAAUGUCUGCUGCAGUUCGGAGAAAGGAAAAAGUGCGUGAAUGCAGAAUGUCUACAGUGGCAGAUUGCACUCAUUGCAGGCGAGGGGCUUCACUUUGCCUACAAGUAUGCUAGCGACGACGCUUGGGAUGCCCUCCUGGCUUCUGCAAAUGCCGGGGGCGAGAACGUGCACCGCAACGAGGUGCUAGGGUUGCUGCUGGGUGCUGCACAGGGGCGGCAGGGUCUGAAAGCCCAGGAGGAGGGAUUGAAGCAUUAUGCUGAGCUGGAAGAGGAGAUUCAGGCAGUUGUCGAGCAGGCCUCAGCGACAAUGAGAUCGUCAGACCUUUGA
This is a messenger RNA of Symbiodinium necroappetens, 1536 nucleotides long. The record is from the annotation of a GenBank genome assembly. Lineage: Eukaryota; Dinophyceae; Suessiales; Symbiodiniaceae.